AUUCGUACAAUAAAAGUUAUUAUUAUAACAGUAAGAAAACAUUACAAAACAACUCAAAUAAGGACUUCAAAAGAAAUAAUCUUUAAAAAUGAUUACCGUGGAGAAGUUUUUUUGCUUUCUUGAACUAAAAUGGGGAAUGCUAGCUAUUGGCAUUAUUCAAAUUAUUUUAACUCUUCUGUCUGCCUUCCUUAUGCCAUAUGGAUAUGAGGUAUUUGCGUUUGUUCAGUUCGCUGUUUUGAUACUCUUUUUUAUUUCGUGCAUACUUUUAAUUGUUGCAGCCUUUGUGCCAAAAAAGCCAUUGGUGCUUUGUUAUUUGAUAAUGGCGGCUCUUCUAAUCCUAGUGGCGAUUAUCACUAUUAUAAUUAUGGUGUGCUUGGGACACCAUUAUGUCUUGUCAUAUGUAUUAAGUGUCAUCGUCAUAAUUCUGGGAAUUUACUUUUGGAUCUGUGCAUACUCUUAUUAUCAACAAAUUUAAGUCUUCCAUAAUCAACGAAAAAUCGGUAUUAGUGAUAUAUUUUUACUUUUGAUAUGUGUUCCACACAGUGCAACACUCAAAAUUCUAAACUAUACUAUUAUUCGCUGUGAUCGAUAUUCUAAUAUGUGUUGUAGGACUUAACGACACAGAAAGUAAUUAAUUUUUUCCUAAAGAACUUUAAAAUUUGAAAAUGCCAAAAUAAAAGAUGAUCAUCAUUCACAGAACUAGACAACGAAGCUUGGUAUUAUUGUAUGCUUUCAGCUUAUAGUUCCCAUAUUACGGGCUGCAGCCUGCUAAUCAUUGCGGUUUUUCUG
Drosophila albomicans is the source of this 789-nucleotide messenger RNA. RefSeq lists its product as uncharacterized. NCBI's taxonomy places the organism in Eukaryota, Metazoa, Arthropoda, Insecta, Diptera, Drosophilidae. The transcript has 4 exons. Bases 89 to 475 code for a protein of 128 amino acids. The record is from RefSeq and is a predicted model, not a curated record.